This is a messenger RNA of Xenia sp. Carnegie-2017, 750 nucleotides long. RefSeq lists its product as uncharacterized. The record is from RefSeq and is a predicted model, not a curated record. The transcript is spliced from 5 exons. Bases 1 to 750 code for a protein of 249 amino acids. Lineage: Eukaryota; Metazoa; Cnidaria; Anthozoa; Malacalcyonacea; Xeniidae.
AUGCCGAGAGCGGAAUUCUUAUCAUUGCUUUUGAAAGGUGAAACAUCAUUGAGCAGAGAGUUCUCAGCAGAAAUUUACAUCCCCAACAUCGUGCGUAAGCAACACGAGGACAAAGGAAAUGUAUGCAUGGCCUUAAGAUCAGAAGUAUCUGGCAACUGUCUCUACAGUUCAGUGUCAUUGCUUUUGGCAGUUUUUUUUCCUAGCAAAACUAAAAGGACAAUUUCUGGUCCAACAUGCCCAGUGCCUUCAAAAAAAGCAAAAGCAGAAAAAAAGUCUGGGAAUAUCAGUAAGUUUUUUUCAAAAAUGGAAAAACCAGAAAUCAUUACAAGUGAGGUUUCUUGUACUAGGGUUUCUGAACAAACCAUUGAAGAUUUACAGGUAAAGCCUAAAUUUAGUCACAAUUUUGAUGUAGCUACCUACUAUGAAAGAGCUAAAGGUUUGAAAAUGUCUGAUAUUUGUUUCCUUAUUAAAAAUGUUUUUAAACCAGAUGAAAAUUACACUUUUCCUCCUUUAAGUGAGAACAAUAAAAGGUCUUUUAAAUAUGAAUGGCUCAAAGAUUUUACCUGGCUGUGUUAUUUACCAAAGGACGAUGGUGCUUAUUGCUUAUCAUGUGUUCUUUUUGGACAUCAAUUCCCAAAGUUAGAGCUGGUGAUCAAACUUUGGAAAAUCAUUUGCUCAAAUGUGGCAAGAAUAAAAGUAAUAUUUCCAAGACCAGUCAAAACGAAAUCAUCAAUUGUAUUGGUCAGAUGA